CUAUAAGAGAAGGCUGCGAGAGACGGGUUCAAGUAGAAAGUGGUGGAGGUGGUGGUUUUUAAUUUUUGCUGUGCGGUGUUUUUCUUUUUCUAUUAUUGUCGAGAUCUUGGGUGGUCCAUAAGCACCAUUAGAAAGCUCUCUAUAGUUUCUAGACUACUUUAGUCAGAUAAAGUCAACAAGUCAACCACCAUGACAGUACAGCCCGCUGCUACAACUACACCUAUCACUGAGAAGAGCGGAGAUCAUUCCACCAGCUCUGCUCUAUUGAGUUGGUCUAAAUCUGAUCUUAGUUUGAUGUUCAUGAUGGACGGAACCACAGACGACCUUAGUGAGACUCUUAGUGGAUAUCAUCCAGACGAUCCUCGAGUUCUCAGUACACAACACACUACUAGCAGCAGCAAAAGCAACAGCAAAAGCAAAAUGCAAGAAGAGGCAAGACGCAAGAUGCAACUCCAUCGAGAAGAAGAUGACGACCUGUCGGUAUACUCGCACCUCUCAAACAGCGGCAAGAAUAAGGCCAACGGCAACAGGCUGCAAGAAAACCAAAAGUGGCAUUACUUUGUAGAAUUCCUACUAGUGGCACUGGGCCUCUCGGUGACAGUCGCUACUUGGAUUGCGUUGGCCAAGGCGCAAGAAACGCAACAACACCAACAGUUUGUUUUGACCGCUACACAGAUCCAGGAUGGAGUACAAGACCGAUCGCACAGGCUAAGAGAAGCUCUACAAGUCCAAAGUCAAACCCUUACCGACCUCAGUCGAGCGGCACAGGUAGAGUGGCCCUACUAUAUACCCACUUCGGGCAGCUUUAGAAGACAAGCACAACAUGUACGAGAAGAAGGAAGACUUCAAGUACUGGCAUUGGCUCCCUUGGUACAAGCGUCGGAACGAGAUGUCUGGAACCGAUUUGUACAGUUCCAUCACGGACGCAGGAACGAUACAGCCAUGCCCGUGUACUACUACGACAACGGAAAGCCAACACCCUUUCAAGAUCAACCACCACAAGCAUUAGAACAAGAAGAACAAUCACAAGAUCUAGUUCUAGAGCAAGAAGAAACGGCUGUCUCCAAGGCAGUCCUAGCGGACGAGCACAGCAAUCAAACCGCGCCUCCUAGUACUUUACAUGCACCCCUCUGGCUCAUGUCGCCCGCACCCGUUGAACCUGCCGUAUACAACUAUGAUAUCUUAUCCAGCAACGAUGCACAACAGUUGCUGCAAGCCAUGGAACAGGCACCGCAGGGACAAGCCGUCAUCUCCAAGAUAUUAGACUUUUCACACCUCUCAAGGCAGGCAUACCAGCUCGACAAUGGCACUCAGUCCUCCGUCUAUCCUCAUAGUCUCACCUUCCAACCAGUCUACGAACAAGCCAUUUCCACUUCCAACUCCAAUCAACCCGUAGCCAUUCUAUUCGGAAUCAUGUACUGGCACUCCUACAUCAACAACCUCCUACCUUCCGAGACCAAAGGAAUCAUGGCUGAAUUCCAAAACAACUGUGGACAAUCCAUUCGAUACAGACUGGACGGGGAUACCAUCAUAUUCGUUGGACAAGGGGACGCUUCCAAAACAACAUUCACUGACUUUGACAAAACUGGGUACCCCUACUACUCCAUCUCCUUCUUCCAUCCACCAGAACCUCCUUCUUCCAACAACAUCAACGACUGCCAGUACACCCUCUAUGUAUACCCGACCGACGAAUUCUUCCAAGACAGCAGCAGCAACCAAGCGGUCGUAUACACUGUUGUAUUUGCCGUCCUCUUUGUGGUAACCGCCAUUCUCGUUCUCUAUGCCAUUCGACGCAUGGACAAAGGAAAGAAUGAAGCGCUCAAUUACGCCUUUGAAGCAAACAACAUCAUCGCCAGCAUGUUCCCCAAUAGCUCCUUCUCCUUUGGACUCGGACAACAUAAUCAUGCCGGAGCAUCGUCGUCCUGGUUUGGCAAUUGGGGCGGCGCUACUUCUGCCAAACAAAAGGAACUCGACAUGGAAGAGUUUGGUGGACUCUGUGGAAUGAACAUUUCCAACCAUUCAAGACGCGCUCCCAUUGGAGGACGCAGACGGACCAAGAAGCAAGCAAACCACAUACAAGAAGAACCCUCGGAACAAAGACGCACCUCAUACGACGAACGGAUUGUACAGUUUGAAGCCAGCUGCGCUAGUUUGGACUGCGGGGAUUUCAGUGGCAACAAGUCCAUUGCGAGUAGCAAGGCAACGCUCAGCAGCAGUCGAACUCGAAAGAAGCACAACAAGCUCAAGGCAAGGCAAAAGCUCCAAGCCAACAAGGGCGACCAAGCCUGGGAUGACACUCCUUUGGGAUCGCGACCCAUCGCAGACUUGUUCCCCGAAGCAACCGUCCUGUUUGCAGAUAUCGUUGGUUUCACGGCAUGGAGUUCCAGUCGCGAGCCACACCAUGUGUUUGAACUGUUGGAAUCCAUCUACCACACGUUCGAUGACAUUGCCAGGAAGCGAUGUGUGUUCAAGGUGGACACUGUGGGCGACUGCUACUGUUGUGUCACCGGAGUACCCCUCCCAAGAGAUGAUCACGCAGUCAUCAUGGCCGAGUUUGCUCGAGAGAUCCUGGUUGCCUUUGAUGUGGUCACAUCCACGCUCGAGGUUCAGUUGGGACCUGAAACUGGAGAUCUUUGCAUGAGAGUCGGUGUCCACUCGGGGCCAGUGACAGCAGGUGUGCUGCGUGGGGAUCGAAGCCGAUUCCAAAUCUUUGGUUCAACUGUCAGCCGAACUGCCAAGAUUGAAGCCGAGGGUGAACCGGGUCGUAUUGUCAUUUCGAAGGAGACAGCUGACCUUUUGGCUGCAGACGGCAAGUCGGCCUGGUUCUUGAAUAGGGAUAAUAGUUUAGAAGGGGGAGGCACAACAUUGUACACAUACUGGCUGGAUCCAAGGAAAGAAGAUUGCGAAGCAUUGGACUUGAAACGAACUGGUGCUCACCCGGCACUUUUGAGAGCAGCGAACCUCAUCCAGAAGAUGGAUGAAAACUGUCUGAUCAAGACAGUGCAUCAGCGUCAGGUUGACUGGAUCGUUGAUCAGAUGGAGAAGCUCCUGAAGCAAGUCAUUGUGCAACGACGACAGCUGGAGGAAGCGGUCGAGAAGAAGCCUGGAAAAGACGGCCCUGUCAUCAUCCCGCAAGCGGCCAUCGCGCAGAGCGAAGUUUGUGUGUUCGAUGAGGUUCGAGAAGUCAUCCCUAUGCCAACCUUUGAUGCUAUGACGGCUCUAGAAAUAAAAGAGGCGGAUGACAUUGAACUGUCGCCGGAUGUACUGUGGCAACUUCAUGAUUUCGUCACAAGUAUCUCCACCAUGUACCGAGCGAACCCCUUCCACAACUUCGAACAUGCGUCUCAUGUUACCAUGUCCGUCGUCAAGCUACUCAGCCGUGUGGUUUGCCCGACCGAUUAUAGCGCCCAUGAUGCCGACAAUUCCAAAACCGCGCCAGGAAUGCUUCGAUCCUCCAAAAGCAAGAACAAGCUCGAACUUCAUGACUUCAGCUACGGGAUCUCUUCGGAUCCAUUGACCCAGUUCGCUGUCGUCUUUGGAGCCUUGAUUCAUGAUGUUGACCAUGUCGGUGUUUCCAAUGCACAACUUGUGAAAGAAGGGUCUCGAUUAGCCAGAAUCUACAAGAGCCAAAGCGUGGCCGAGCAGAACUCAGUGAACAUUGCCUGGGACCUUCUGAUGGAUCCUGCCUUCGAAGCCCUUCGACGAUGCAUCUACACCAACUCUCAUGAAUUCGACCGUUUCAGAGCAACGGUUGUGAACGUCGUCAUGGCAACUGAUAUUGUGGAUAAAGACUUGAAGAAUCUACGAAACGCUCGCUGGGAAAAGGCCUUCUCCAAGCAGGAGGGAGAAGAAUACACCAAGGAGGACAAUGACAGGAAGGCCACCAUUGUUUUGGAGCAUCUUAUCCAGGCCUCUGACAUCAGCCACACGAUGCAGCACUGGCAUGUGUACCAGAAAUGGAACCACAAGCUGUUCAGAGAGCUGUACAUUGCCCACAUCAAGGGGCGCAUGGGGGGCAAUCCCGCUGACUUUUGGUACAAGGGAGAAAUUGGAUUUUUUGACUUCUAUAUCAUCCCUCUUGCCAAGAAGCUACGGGAUUGUGGUGUCUUUGGUGUCUCGUGUGACGAAUUCCUCAACUACGCUUUGGAAAACAGAGCACAAUGGGAGAAGGACGGGGCGGAUGUCGUCAAAAAGCUCAUCCACCAAGUCGAGAACGACAAAGAUAUAAUUGCACUCAAGCUCAAGUACAACUUUGUGGAGCAACCAAAGGACUGAGCGAGAGCUUGAGCUGGAACUGGAACUUGUACAUUACAGGACCACAUACUUGAAGGGCGCGGUCGAGGGAACACCCGCCUGUAUAUCAUUAGAAACAUGUUCUAACAAUAUAUAUUACUAC
This is a messenger RNA of Seminavis robusta, 4396 nucleotides long. The record is from the annotation of a GenBank genome assembly. Lineage: Eukaryota; Bacillariophyta; Bacillariophyceae; Naviculales; Naviculaceae.